AUGGCCGACUCCGAAACCUCUAGCCUGCAGACCAGCAGGUCACGUCGUGCCUGGACCGUCUCCGCGGAGUCGGAAGCGAUGGAGAGCUCUAGUCGGAGUAACGGCCAUUCAUCCAUCGAUUCCAGCUCCGAACGACCCAAAACAUCGGCCGGAGAAGUGCUAGAUUCCGCCAAGGCUGGACCUAGUGGUAUCUCCAAGCUCCUUAAAGCGCGACGGAGGCGGAAGAAGAACAAUCAGACAUCUGCGGACGCGCCGCCCGUACCGGGGAUUGUCACUGAGGAGGAUCUCCAACAAAGCCGAUCGAACGAGUCCCGCGACGACAAUUCGGCCAUACCUUCAUCCAACAACAGUUUCGCCCUGCCAGAGGGCGAAGUCAUCAAUUUACUGACCGACGAUUCCGAACCCGACAGAACUCCGCCCUUGACCUCUCAUAACUCACAUACGGGAUUCUACACCUCCUCAUCCCCCUUCUUCACGACCAAAUCCGUGGACGCCCCUGAUUCUGAAGGAGUUCAUGCCGACGCCGAAUCCGCUGUGACUGGUCUUAGUGCGACUGGAUCAGAAUCGGCUACCAGCGAUGAUCCUCCGAGGCCAGGCACUCAAUCAAGCAUGACCUUGGAUGUCCCGGCAGACACCAAUGGCAGGCGUCGGAGUGCUUCGCCUUCGCCGGGGAGACGCUUGAAAGAUGCCUUCAGCUCGGACAAGAAAAGUUCGAACGCGAGCGACGACGCGGACCGAGCAUCAUCCAAAUCGGGAGGUAGCAAAGGCGGGAGGAGUAUAUUUGGCAGCAGACGCAAUAGUCUGGCAUCAAAACGAGCUCAAGCAGCCCCAGAAGAAGCUCCUCGGCCCCUACCGGCUCCUAUUCGUACGGAUCUAGCUGAGAAGAACCCUCGUUCUCUCGAGGCAAGCCCGCUGCCGAAUACGCCUCCGCAUACCGCCAGCCCAGCCCCGGCUACGACUGUAACCCCUCCAACACCGACCGAACACCGACCGCUCGAUAACCAAAUCCUGUCCGGUGAAGUAACGGAUUCGCCGGAGUCGAUCAAAUCUCGAAAUUCUAUAUCCUCUCCAGGGGUCACUACUGUGAGUCCCUCUGGAAAUAUGAUUUCGCAUCGGCGGGUGCGCUCAGCCUCUGCGGCUCAUGGCCCAAGCAAGUUAUCGAAUGUAACAGCAUUGAGCCCACUGGAUGAAGGAAAGUCACUCAAGAGCUCGCCGAAUCAACCAAGUGGCUUUUUUUCUUCUGUGUUCUCUGUCGCCCAAAAUGCGGCAUCCUCCAUAAGCAACACGCUCAACAACCAACAGAGAAGUCGAACAAUCUCUUCAACCGGAGCUGCAGCCCCCGAAGAGACUUCUGCUGAAGGCAAUCCCGAGGGUCUCGAUGGUACUUCCAAUGGGAGUAAGGGUGAAGACGGGAAACCAUCUGCUGUGCAAACUCUCGGGGCUGGUGAUCUGAAUUUCAGUCACCUGGACAUUGACGCGCCCCCCGGCGAGGUUAUCACCACCACUGAUGGCGUUGUUGUCACCAAGCCCGCAACUCCAGUUGACAAGCGCAAGAAUGCAGCGGUCCAGCGGCGAGACGAGGAUUCUGCAAAGCUUGAGGACCAGCACGCAGCACGUGCCAUUCACAUGGCUUACGAAAAGCCCACUGACUUGUCUGCCGUUGGUUCCCCUGGAGAUGACGCCUUGGAUAUCCAGUCUACUGCUUCUCUUCCUAAAGAUGGCACUAUCACUGGGGACCAUACCCCUCCCACUGGCAGUAUCAUUGAUGGCGAUAUUGGGAGUGGUAUCAAGCGGAGUGGAAGUGUGCGCAGUCGGCUUGCGCGCCGCCACCGAGGUUCGUCCGGGGCCACUGCCUCAACAAUUGGUGCCAUCGGGGCCAGCGCUCUGGCUCUCGGUGUUCCUGGUGUUAACUCCAGUGUACCUCGGCUGACUGGCUUCGCUGUGGCAAGCAAGAAACGCAACAGGGACUUCCAUCAACUGUUCCGAAGUGUCCCAGAGGACGACUAUCUGAUCGAAGACUACAGCUGCGCGUUACAGCGUGAAAUCAUUCUCGCUGGUCGUAUCUACGUCUCCGAGGGCCACAUUUGUUUCUCCAGUAAUAUCCUAGGAUGGGUAACGACUCUUGUCAUCAGUUUUGAUGAAGUCGUGGCCGUCGAGAAAGAAAAUACCGCAAUGGUUUUCCCCAAUGCGAUUGCUAUUCAGACCUUGCAUGCUCGUCAUACCUUCCGCAGCUUGCUGAGCCGGGAAUCCACAUACGAUCUGAUGGUCAACAUCUGGAAGAUCAACCAUCCGUCGAUCAAGAGUUCCGUCAAUGGGACUCGGGUCACCAACUCUACUGGUGACAAGACCGAGAAGGUUGGAGACGGAGAGAGUGACUCCGAAAGCGUGGUCUCCGAUGAAGACGAAGUUUACGACGAGGAUGAAGAAGGGAACGCUGCCGACAGUUUCUUCGAGGCCGGGGCUAGCGCAAACGUUAGUGAAAAGUCACUGCCCGGCCGAGCAGGUCUGAGCCGGCAACCCUCGGGCUUGUCCACAAAUGCAAUGGUCUCUGGUUCCGGGCCAAACACCAAUGGCGAUACCAAGAAUGGCGACAAAUCCGUGACUUCCAAAGAACCAGACUUCCCUGGACCGUCCACACACGCUCCCACCGAAUAUACGGACCCCAAUGGUCAAUAUGAAAAGGUCAUCAAGGAUGAAACCAUCCCGGCACCGCUCGGAAAGGUCUACUCCUUAGUAUUUGGGCCUGCGUCGGGAGAGUUCAUGACCAAAUUUCUCGUGGACGACCAGAAAUCGGGCGAGCUUCAGUUUGAAGGAACGGCCAAGGGCCUGACCAGCGAGAGCCGGAUCAGAAAGUAUUCCUACAUCAAACCUCUCAAUGGCUCGAUUGGUCCCAAGCAGACCAAGUGUAUCAGUACUGAGAACCUGGACUUUUUGGACUUGGAGAAGGCAGUCCUUGUCACGCUGAGUACCCAGACCCCCGACGUGCCCAGUGGUAAUGUGUUUGCCACAAAAACCAAGUAUCUCUUUACUUGGGCUCCUGGCAACCAAACCCGUUUCCUCAUGACGUGUACGAUAGAGUGGUCGGGUAAGAGUUGGUUGAAAGGUCCUAUUGAAAAAGGUGCAAUUGACGGCCAGACGACAUUUGGUAACGACCUGGUCAAGGCUCUGAAGAUCGGUGUUGUUCCUCGUGGGCGCACCGCUGGCGCUGGACGCGCCAAGGGUCGUCGCAAGAAGGGCGACGCUGCCACUCGUGAUGCGUCUGCGGCUGCUGGUCACAAAAAAUCUGCGGAUUCUGGCUCGGGACAAGCUGAGUCUUGGGGUCUCUUUGAACCGGCUCGCCCGAUUCUGGAGCCCGUCACCAGCAUGCUCAAGCCGCUUUGGAGUGGCAAUGUUGUGAUUCUAAUCAUCGGUCUGCUACUAUACAUGGUGUUCUUCCGGACACCUUCUAGUUCAUCCACCCUGUCUCGCGACGCGAGCCUUUCCGGUCUCAGUCUACCUCAGCGUCUGGCCGCUUAUGACGAAAUGUGGCGACGUGAGGAAAGUGAGCUCUGGAACUGGCUGGAAGACCGCGUCGGAAUGGAUGGCAUGGUUUUCCCAACGCUGCAUCACCGUAUGCCAGAGGCCCACCCGAGCCGCAAGUCUUCCCGAGUCAAUGCGGCUGAUGAGCGUGAUCUUAUUGAUCGACUGCGUGAGGAAAAGGUUUCGGAACGAGAGAUGGAUCAUGCACUUCGGACGACACGCCAACGGCUUGAUAUCCUUGAGGAAAUGAUGAACAAGCGCAAGGUGCAGCCAAAUCCCGACGAUGAGCCUGUCCGCACUGAGCUCUGA
Messenger RNA from Penicillium cinerascens, 3828 nucleotides. Its product is annotated as GRAM and VASt domain-containing protein. Gene Ontology annotation, molecular function: sterol transfer activity; sterol binding. NCBI's taxonomy places the organism in Eukaryota, Fungi, Ascomycota, Eurotiomycetes, Eurotiales, Aspergillaceae. Bases 1 to 3828 code for a protein of 1275 amino acids. The transcript is spliced from 3 exons. Gene Ontology annotation, cellular component: plasma membrane; endoplasmic reticulum membrane; endoplasmic reticulum-plasma membrane contact site. The record is from RefSeq and is a predicted model, not a curated record. Gene Ontology annotation, biological process: intracellular sterol transport.